This is a messenger RNA of Pyrus x bretschneideri (Chinese white pear), 608 nucleotides long. Its product is annotated as 1,4-dihydroxy-2-naphthoyl-CoA thioesterase 1. Gene Ontology annotation, cellular component: peroxisome. Gene Ontology annotation, molecular function: 1,4-dihydroxy-2-naphthoyl-CoA thioesterase activity. The coding region runs from base 39 to 533 and encodes 164 amino acids. The transcript is spliced from 3 exons. Lineage: Eukaryota; Viridiplantae; Streptophyta; Magnoliopsida; Rosales; Rosaceae. The record is from RefSeq and is a predicted model, not a curated record. Gene Ontology annotation, biological process: phylloquinone biosynthetic process.
UGGUUUCAUAUGUUCUGAGAUUCAUAUUUGGUGCAGAUAUGGCUUCUCAGUCCCAAUCUCAGCCACCAGCGCCGCCAUCGAAGACAUCGGCUCUGGCAGCUCCGCUAAGUGCAUUAGGGUUCGAGCUUGAAGAGAUAACCCCCAAAAAGGUCUCUGGUCGCCUCCAUGUCACUGAAAAUUGCGUCCAGCCAUUCAAGGUGCUACAUGGAGGGGUAUCAGCACUCAUCUCUGAGGCCCUGGCUAGCAUCGGAGCUCACAUGGCCUCUGGUUUCCGAAGGGUGGCCGGGAUUCACCUCAGCAUCAACCAUUUGAAGCGCGCCGAGCUCGGCGACCAUAUCUUUGCCGAAGCCUCCCCGGUCAACGUCGGCAAAACCAUUCAGGUUUGGGAGGCGACAAUAUGGAAGAUUGAUCCUUCAAACUCAAACAUCAAAACCAUAGUAUCCUCAUCAAGAGUUACUCUUUUAAGCAACAUGCCUGUGCCGGAGCACGCGAAAGACGCCGGUGAAAUGCUCAAGAAGUAUGCCAAACUAUAAAUUUUGAUGUACCCUAUUCAUGUUCGACUCUGCUUGUUAUGAAACCAACAAAGAAAUCAAAGACGCUUUGAGUUA